Microcebus murinus (gray mouse lemur) is the source of this 1693-nucleotide messenger RNA. NCBI's taxonomy places the organism in Eukaryota, Metazoa, Chordata, Mammalia, Primates, Cheirogaleidae. The record is from RefSeq and is a predicted model, not a curated record.
AUGACCCCAGCCUGCCUUCCCCCGCGGACUGCCCACAGCAGGGGCUCUGCUUUGCAGCUGGCUCUGAACGGUGCGCUUGCCAACACGACAAAGCUGACAGUAGGGAGGCCACGCCCAGAUUUCUUCUACCGCUGCUUCCCUGAUGGGCUAGCUCAUUCCGACUACUGCACAGGGGAUAAGCACGUGGUGCAUGAAGGCAGAAAGAGCUUCCCUAGUGGACAUUCUUCCUUUGCAUUUGCUGGUCUGGCCUUCGCUUCCUUCCGUGUGGCAGGGAUUACACCACAAGGCCCUGGGAAGUCUUGGAGGUUCUGUGCCUUUCUGUCACCUCUACUUCUUGCAGCUGUGACUGCACCGUCCCACACCUGUGACUGCAGGCAUCACUGGCAAGAUAAGCAAAGUAAUCAUGCCGUAGAAGCUUCCAUAUUUCACUCAUCAUUUUAUCCGAGCCCAGUACGAUUAAGGAAGACCCCACUUCGUCUCUCUGCAGAUGUACUGGCCGGUGUCUGCUGCCGGCAGCACCGCCCUCCUCUGACUGACGCGUUGUGCCACAGAGCGCUUCAGGACACACCUGCACUUCCCACUGCACACAGGCUGCCUGGUGAUUCGUGUUGCUUUGACAUUUAACGACUGAAUCCACCUCAGUGGAGAAUAGGUGAAUCAGCACUCUUAACGGGAACAUGCACAAGACAAGACACUCUGGCCUUUUUGACCCUCCCAGGGUACAAGUGGAGACACAGGCACACCGUGUUCUGCCCCCACAGGAGCGUGCGGGGCUCGCCCUGCUCCCGCGGGGCUCCCGAGGAGCCGGGUUCCUUCCUCUGCGCGUGCCGCCCGUCCUGGUAACGGAUCUCCAGCCGUCUUCUCACAGCUCAGGAGUCUGGCCCAUCAGAGUGGUGUCCCAAGAGCUACAGCACGUUUACACUUAAUUUAAAUGCCAUUCUUGGAAGGCUCUUGUCACAAAGAAGCCUUUACAUACGAUUUUAUCCUACAAGCUAGAGUUAUCAAAACUUAAUUUCCAUUUUCCAUAGCUCAAAAUCUUAAAAUCUUAUAGGGCAUGACCAACUAAGUGACUUUCCAUUUGGUUUACUUUGGGGACAAUUCCAUCAAGCCUUAAAUAGGAAAAUGUCCAAUAUGAGGUAAUUUAUCACUGUGAUACAUAUCUGAGUCCAGCCAUCUGGUACUGCUGUCCAUUUUGGACACUGUGGACAUAAACAAUAAAGAAGAAAAUGGUCAUCCCCAACCGAUGAUUGCUUCUACCUCACAUGUCCUUAACUGUGCUCUGAGCUUCUUUCCUUGCAUUCGGACUGAAUAUCUACCCAAACAUAUCAGCUGUGCCAAAUGACAGGCAGGAAAGAAAAAUUACAGAUACCAUUAUCUGAAGGACAAGUGAAUCUUUUUCUGUCCCUUCUUCACAACGGGAUAUAAAGAACAAUUCCGGAUGUCCUCAGAACUGAUGCUAUAGGACCUAGAGCUAGCUACCUUUCUCUUCAUGGUGAUUAGACUUUAAAUAUGGCCUUGUCUUAUGUAUAUCUUCCUAUGACAUAUUUUCAAUUUAUCUUUUUCCUUUAGUAAACCUGAGAUUCAAAUAAAAUGGUGAAAAUGUGGGGUUUUUUGUAUUAAAGUAUCAUUUAAAGGCUGGAACAUAAAGUAAAACAUUGGAUUCCCCAUCUGACAUAGUUCUGUUAUCCAUAGU